GCGUUGGGCCGGCAGAAUGGCAGCUUUAACCACCCGCCUGGUGGAAUACCCGCACCCUGCCGCUCAUUGAAGGGUCUAGCGGGGACGUCGUGGCGAUGGUAUCAUGGUCUGGUGUUCCUGCAUAGUACAGUAUGUAUGCGCUCGUACAUUUCUAUGGUUCCUUGGCAGGUACGGUUGUGAUAUGAUACCGGGGUGUAGCCAUUAGAAUGGAGGUACACAGAUCAGCAGAGUUUGUUAAAUACCCUUCCGAUGCCUUCCACUCCCGUUUCCCUCGCCACACACACGCUCGUGAACAUUCCUUCCUUUCUUCCUUCCUUCAGCCUUGACGGUUUUCCAUAUAUAGUAUCUACACUCCUUACGACAUAACUGUCCCUCUGAGAGGUUCCGAUAGUCCACCGAGAACAUAUAGUACACCCGUUCAGAAUGUAUAUGUUUGCUAUCCUUCUCGCCGUGCUCCCCACGGCAUUCGCCCAUCAGGGACUCUGGCACCCAUCUGUUUUUGGCUUUAACGGUGAUGGCUAUAGUCUUGUUGAGCCGUUGGCUGGAAAGUCUUUUGACCAGUGGUGGUUUCACGGUAUUAUCCAUGCUCCCCAAGGGUGUCGACCAUGACUGAUAGUCUUUGUAGGAAACUUGAACCAGAAACCCACUGGACAACCCAUGUCUCUCCCUGCUGGUGGAACCGCAACCGUGGAGAUCGCCUGUAACAAGGACUUCACAUCCUACGGUACGAAGAGUGAUGGCAGGGAUGCUUGUCCCACCGAUAGUAAGUCCUCAUGGCCCACUGCGGGCCGUCGUCGGCUAACGAUAAGCCAGCUCCGUCAUAUCACGCCGGCACUCCAAUUGACCCGAAGCAACUCCUUGGGUGUGGUCUCGCCAUCGCCUAUAAGGACGAUGCUACCCAAGUGCAGCCAGAGGACUUUACCAUCUUCUCGGUAAACGAUCGAUGUGUCGACGGACUCAAACAGAAUUUCCCCGUCCCAGCCCAGAUGCCGGAUUGCCCCAAUGGAAAGUGUAUCUGUAGCUGGUUCUGGCAAGGGCAGGACUCUGCCAACGAAAUGGUGACCCCCGCUCCCUUCCCCACAAUUCUUGCUUUGAUGGCGCUAAUGGAUGAGCUCAGUACAUGACCGCAUUCGAGUGCAAGGUUGACGGCGCGACUGGAACCACUCCUGUCGGGAAGCCCGUCCCACCCAAAUACUGCCCCAGUGGUUCCGGCUGCGUCUCAGGGCCCAAGCAGCCAAUGUACUGGGCCAACGACCGUUCAAACGUGCAGUUCAGCGGAAACUUUGAUGAGAAGCCAUCCUACAACGCCAAGUGGGGAUUCAAGAACGGUGCUCAGGACGACAUCUUUGGUGGCACUAGCGGUUCCAAUCCUGGUCCUGCCGCUCCUGCCCCUCCUACUACGGAUCCUACUCCUACUACGCUUCUCACGGUCACUACCAAGCCAACACCUACCACUGCUCCCUCUACCGGCGGUGGUGCCUGUGAUUGGCCCGGACAUUGCGCCGGAGCUAGCUGUAAAAGUGAUGACGAUUGCUCGGAUGUUCUUGCUUGCCGGGGUGGGCGGUGUGCCUCUCCUUAAGCUUCUUGUUCAAGUCUGAGAUCUGGGAAGGGGUAUUGUGGAUUUUUUUUUGCGCGGGCGCGCUUUGUGUUAUACUUAAAUACUUGUAGUUAUGACUGAAUGCCAGCAUAGAUUUUAUCACUUCGUUUAUCCCUGUUUUUGGUGUUGAUGUGCUGUAGUUUCACCCAUGCCGAUGGUCUUCAUCGCUGGUCCGAAUACCCAUGUUCCCUGGUCGGGGAUUCGCACUGAUAUUGGGAGGCCAAAAUCCCCUAUCAAAAAAAUUCUUUGAUAUUUGCUACAGCGCCAAGAAGCCCAACAGGGAAGACAAGAAGCCGCCAAUAGGGAGAUACAAGCGCUGCCGGUUAACCUACAAUUCAACCAUCAUCAGAUCCCGAACCGACGCCUUAUGAUAAAGCUUAUGCGACUCGAGCCAACCUAAAUCCGACCUUCCUACUUUUCCUAUUAUAAAGUUUUGGAGAAACGAGGAUACCGUGACCCCCCCCCCCCUAUGCCUAUCAAUAUGCAGCAACCAAACACGGAGAAUAUCCCAAACCCCACGCGCCACCGGCCACCAAGCGCCAAGCAGUGAAGACGUCUGUCGCGGUUGUCGAAAUAGCACACCAUGCGAGAUGUGAGAUCGAAAAUGUGAGGAUGGCAAAAGAUUUAGAGCAUAUGGAGGAUGCAAGACAGAUGUAGUUGCCAUUCCAUCAAAAAUCUCACGGCCUCUACCACCUGAGACCAUAGCCAUUUACUGCACCUAUGAGUGGUAUCUAUAUGCAAUGACAUGGAUCCCGACAUUCCGUUUCCAAUGUUACUAUUGUAGUAAUCAUUUUCAAUAUCUGGCACAAAAAAAGUAUUCGAGUGAUAUUUUAAGAUGGAGGUCCGAAAGUGGUGUCUUGGGUGGCUAUCCGGGCCGUUUUGGGGACCUUUUUUUUUUGAUCCCUUUGAGCAAGCUCCGGUC
This is a messenger RNA of Tuber aestivum (summer truffle), 2519 nucleotides long. The record is from the annotation of a GenBank genome assembly. NCBI's taxonomy places the organism in Eukaryota, Fungi, Ascomycota, Pezizomycetes, Pezizales, Tuberaceae.